UAUCUUAGAGAGCUCUUGGUAUCAAUCCCAAGAGCAUAAAGCAAUAAGGCCUUUUGUCCUCCCUCUCUUUCUCUCUUCUCUUUAUCUUUAUUUCCCUUCAAAGAAGAAAGAAGAAGAAGAAGAAGAAAGAAGAAGAAGAUAAUGGAAGAGAAGAAAGAUGCUGUUAAUGGUGACCACAAAAAGAGUGUGAAAACCUCCUCAUGUUCCUCAAUAUUCACAAUCUUCAUGCAUGCAGAUCUUGCAGACAAAUGGUUAAUGGCUUUUGGCUUCCUUGGUGCUCUUGUUGAUGGCCUCUCUACUCCUGUCAUGCUUCUCAUCACCAGCAAGAUCAUGAACAACUUGGGUGACACCCUUUCCUCUUUUUCUCUCUUCUCUCAUCACAUCAAUCAGAACUCUCUCAACCUUGUCUACUUGGCUUGUGCUUGCUUUGUGGCCUCUUUUCUAGAGGGGUAUUGUUGGACAAGAACAGCAGAGAGACAAGCAUCAAGAAUGAGACCAAAGUACUUAAAAGCAGUGCUAAGACAAGAUGUGGAGUACUUUGAUCUCAAGGUGGCAUCUACUAGUGAAGUUAUCACCAGUGUCUCUAGUGACAGUCUCAUCAUCCAAGAUGUUAUCAGUGAAAAGGUACCAAACUUCAUCAUGAACUCAUCCACUUUCAUUGGAAGCUACAUAAUAGGGUUCUUCCUAAUGUGGAGACUAGCACUAGUUGCACUUCCAACUGUAAUUCUUCUAAUCAUUCCUGGAAUCAUGUAUGGAAGGAUACUAAUGGGACUUGCAAGGAAGAUGAGGGAAGAGUAUGAUAAGGCUGGAAAGGUGGUUGAGCAAGCUAUUUCAUCUCUUCGGACUGUUUAUUCUUUCGUCGGUGAACAGAAAACAAUGACCGACUUCUCCACUGCACUCGAUAGCUCUGUCAAGCUCGGUCUCCGGCAAGCACUUACUAAAGGUUUAGCCAUUGGCAGCAAUGGUGUCACCUUUGCUAUUUGGGCAUUCCUUGUUUGGUAUGGUAGUAAGCUUGUCAUCUAUCAUAGUGCUGAAGGUGGUACUGUUUUUGCUGUUGGUGCUGCCAUUGUCGUCGGUGGCCUUGCGCUUGGAGCUGGAUUAUCAAAUGUGAAGUACUUUUCAGAGGGGAUUUGUGCUGGGGAAAGAAUAAUGGAGGUGAUGAAAAGAGUUCCAAAAAUUGACAUUGAUACAAAAGAUGGUGAAGUAUUAGUGAAUGUGCAUGGAGAGGUGGAGUUCAAAGGGGUCGGCUUCGCGUACCCUUCCCGGCCGGAGAACUUGAUACUGAAUGAGUUUAGCUUGAAGGUGCCGGCCGGGAUGACGGUGGCGCUUGUUGGUGGUAGUGGCUCUGGGAAGUCUACAGUGAUUGCAUUGUUGGAAAGGUUUUAUGAUCCAUUGCAUGGUGAGGUUCUUUUGGAUGGUGUGAACAUUAAGAAGUUGAAACUCAAGUGGUUGAGGUCUCAAAUGGGUUUAGUGAGUCAAGAACCAGCUCUGUUUGCAACUUCAAUAAAAGAAAACAUAUUGUUUGGCAAAGAGGAUGCAUCAAUGGAUGAAGUUGUGGUUGCUGCCAAGGCUUCCAAUGCUCAUAACUUCAUUUCUCAGUUGCCUCAGGGAUAUGAUACUCAGGUAGGAGAAAGAGGAGUGCAAAUGUCUGGAGGUCAGAAACAAAGAAUUGCGAUAGCUAGAGCAAUACUCAAGUCUCCGAAAAUCCUCCUUCUCGAUGAAGCCACAAGUGCACUAGAUUCUGAAUCCGAAAGAAUUGUCCAAGAAGCACUAGACAAAGCUUCACUUGGCCGAACUACUAUCGUCAUUGCUCAUCGUCUUUCCACCAUUCGCAAUGCAGAUGUUAUCGCAGUUGUUCAAGCCGGUCACAUUGUCGAGACCGGCUCUCACGACGAGCUCAUUCAAAGUUUCAAUGGUUUAUAUUCGUCGUUAAUCCGUCUCCAACAAUCCUCGAAAACAAAGGGAGAUGAGUUAGAUUUUGAUCCCUCCUCAUCCUCAUAUAUGACAAACAACCAAAGCGGCUCAAAUAGCAUGAGCCGGAGAUUCUCCAUAGCAAGCCGUUCGAGCUCGGCGAGGUCUAUGGGUAGUAACAAAGAUGAAGAAGACGAUAAUAAGGCGGAGAUGAAGUUCUCCGUCCCAUCUUUUCGACGACUAUUGCUUAUGAAUUCACCGGAAUGGAAACAAGCAACACUUGGUAGCAUUAGUGCAAUUUUAUUUGGUGGAAUUCAACCUCUCUAUGCUUAUGCAAUGGGAAGUAUGAUAUCAGUAUACUUUCUCAAGGAUCACACUGAGAUCAAGAACAAAACAAGGAUGUACUCAUUGAUGUUCUUCUCAUUGUCUUUGUUAUCCUUUUUGCUCAAUGUAGGGCAACACUAUAAUUUUGGUGCCAUGGGUGAAUACCUUACAAAGAGAGUUAGGCAAAGAAUGUUGUCGAAAAUGCUCACAUUUGAAGUUGGUUGGUUUGAUCGAGAUGAGAACUCCACCGGUGCAAUUUGCUCUCGGCUUGCUAAAGAUGCCAAUGUGGUAAGAUCACUGGUGGGAGAUAGAAUGGCACUCUUGAUUCAAACCUUCUCUGCAGUGAUCAUUGCAUGCACAAUGGGACUUGUCAUUGCAUGGAGGUUAGCACUAGUCAUGAUCGCCGUUCAACCCAUCAUCAUCAUUUGCUUCUAUGCUCGCCGAGUUCUUCUUAAAAGCAUGUCCGGUAAAUCCAUGAAGGCUCAAACUGAAAGCAGUAAACUCGCCGCCGAGGCGGUUAGUAACCUCCGCACGGUCACUGCUUUCUCUUCACAAGAUCGAAUUCUUCACCUCUUUGAGCUGGCUCAAGAAGGACCUCGCCGGGAGAGUGUUAAGCAAUCAUGGUAUGCUGGUAUUGGUCUUGGUUCUUCUCAGAGUCUUAUGACUUGCACUUGGGCUCUUGACUUUUGGUAUGGAGGGAAACUUGUCUCUCAUGGAUAUAUCACUGCUAAAGCAUUGCUCCAAACUUUCAUGAUUCUUGUUAGCACUGGUAGAGUUAUUGCAGAUGCUGGUAGUAUGACGAGUGAUCUUGCUAAAGGUGGUGAUGCUGUUGUUUCAGUGUUUGCGGUGUUGGAUAGAUACACACGUAUUGAGCCAGAGGACCCGGAUGGGCAGAUGCCGGAGAAGAUUAAUGGAAGUGUGGAUAUUCGAGGUGUUGAUUUUGCUUAUCCUGCCAGACCUGAUGUUAUUAUUUUCAAGAAUUUCUCACUGAGCAUUCAAGCCGGAAAGUCGACUGCGCUUGUUGGACAAAGCGGGUCAGGGAAGUCUACCAUAAUCGGACUUAUUGAGAGGUUCUAUGAUCCUUUGAAAGGAAUGAUAAAAAUAGAUGGACGGGAUAUAAAGACAUACCAUCUUCGAGCAUUGAGGCAACACAUUGCGCUUGUGGGACAAGAACCGACAUUGUUUGCCGGGACUAUUAAAGAGAAUAUUAAGUACGGGGCCGAGGAGGCGACGGAGGUGGAAGUGGAGGCGGCUGCAAGAGUUGCAAAUGCACAUGAUUUUAUAAGUUGUCUCAAGGAUGGAUAUGAGACAUCAUGUGGGGAUAGAGGUGUGCAAUUGUCUGGUGGACAAAAACAAAGGAUUGCGAUUGCUAGAGCUGUGUUGAAGAAUCCUGCUAUAUUGUUGCUUGAUGAGGCAACAAGUGCAUUAGAUAGUCAAUCGGAGAAAGUGGUACAAGAGGCACUCGAGAGAGUGAUGGUAGGGAGGACGAGUGUGGUGGUCGCACACAGGCUAAGCACAAUUCAAAAUUGUGAUCUUAUUGCUGUGCUUGAGAAAGGAAUGGUUGUAGAGAAGGGUAGUCAUGCUUCUCUUCUUGCCAAGGGUCCCUCUGGAUCUUAUUUUUCGCUUGUUAACCUCCAACAGGGACCGAAAAGAACACAAUGAAGAAGAUUGUGGUUUUUGUUGUUUGGUUAUCUUGCUAGUUUAUUUCAUAUGUUAAAAUUAUGUAUUGAGGUGGUUGAAUGUUACUUUUAAUAGCCAAGAGAUGGCAAGAACUUAAAAAACAUGAUGGUAUAUAUUAAUGGAGAAAGGUAUUUGUUACA
This is a messenger RNA of Dioscorea cayenensis subsp. rotundata (Guinea yam), 4055 nucleotides long. RefSeq names its product putative multidrug resistance protein. Gene Ontology annotation, molecular function: ATP binding; ABC-type transporter activity; ATP hydrolysis activity. Gene Ontology annotation, biological process: transmembrane transport. Lineage: Eukaryota; Viridiplantae; Streptophyta; Magnoliopsida; Dioscoreales; Dioscoreaceae. Gene Ontology annotation, cellular component: membrane. The record is from RefSeq and is a predicted model, not a curated record.